GAGACCAUGGUGUUCAAAAUCACUCAACAGACACGGGAGAGGAGAGAAAGGAACAGGUCUGUGCUCUGCUGCUCUAUUUCUCUCUCAUCACUCUCAGAAAGCACACAACUUUAAUCUGCAAAAUGGAGAAAGGAGGAGGAAAAGGGUUCUCUCUCCCAUCCAAAGAGCCUAAGUCUUCUCUCAAGUCCUCAUCUACUAAAGGAAAGGAUGAUUCAAAUAAUGGAAGGAAAAUCCAUUUUGAGUCUGAAGGUAAUUUGAGCAAGGGGGGGAAAGGAGGCAAGAUUGCAAAUGGUGGGAAAAGUCCAAUGACAAAAGAACCACCUCCGCUUGAGCUAAAAAUCGAGUCAGAACUCCCACAGAAUGCCAAACCCCUGAUGGAUUGUGAGGCUGCACAAAUCUUACAAGGAAUCCAGGACCAGAUGGUUCUGCUGUCUCAGGAUCCAACUAUCAAACUUCCUGUGUCAUUUGACAAGGGGCUGCAGUAUGCUAAGAAUGGUGCCCAUUAUACAAACCCUCAGUCUGUUAGACGAGUUCUUGAGGCUUUGAGAAAAUAUGGUGUCUCUGAUGGAGAGAUAUCUCUAAUCGCCAAUGUCUUUCCUGAAACUGCUGAUGAAGCUUUUGCACUUGUCCCAUCUUUGAAGUCUAAGGCUAGCACACUUAGAGAACCCCUGAAGGACAUUUUAGGCGAGCUAGCUAAGUUUAAACAGCCAGCAUGAAGCUCCAAACAAUUGAGGAGGAGAUUCUUGGCAAGAUAUCUCCUUUUUGCUGCUUGAGCUGGUGGCCAGUUUUCAGAAUGCGGAUUCAUCUCAUUCAUGGGGGGGAGAUGGAGAUGACAGUGUUGUGAUGGAUGGAGCUUGUAUAUUAUAAACUCCUUUGAUAAGAAGCUUUGCAUAACUUGCCUAUUAACUACAUUUAAUGUAAUGAACUCAGACUAGUAACGAUCUAUGUACUUUCUAACCAUUCAAAUCUUGCGUUUUUUGGGUU
Populus nigra (black poplar) is the source of this 984-nucleotide messenger RNA. Its product is annotated as DNA-directed RNA polymerases IV and V subunit 4-like. Bases 123 to 716 code for a protein of 197 amino acids. Lineage: Eukaryota; Viridiplantae; Streptophyta; Magnoliopsida; Malpighiales; Salicaceae. The transcript has 9 exons. Gene Ontology annotation, molecular function: nucleotide binding. The record is from RefSeq and is a predicted model, not a curated record. Gene Ontology annotation, cellular component: RNA polymerase complex. Gene Ontology annotation, biological process: DNA-templated transcription initiation.